CUUAGAAGUGCAGAAGGGGGGGACAUGUGUGUGUUGUGUCGGGCGUUGCCGUGGAGCUGGGCUCUGUUGACACUCACUGAUGGUGGCCGGGGUGCCAUGGGCUCCCAGCGGGUGGCGGUGACAGUGGUGGGACUGCUCCAGGACCCAGCUUUCCACGUGGCCAAGUGCGCAGCAGAGGCUCUGAAGCUGAAGUUUCCAAGCAAGUUUGCAGAUCCUGUAAUACAGCCGUUAGUAGAAUUUGCAUGGCAUGAAUAUUUACAGGAGAAAAAGAAGGAACUGAGAGGUGAAGUGUGGGCGUAUGCCUCCUCGGUGAUGUGCUUCAUUGAUGGCCAGCUCCUGGGGGAUGAGAAGAAGCUGGUCAAGUGGUCUUACCGUGAGUGGGACUAUCGUGACUUCAAGCCCAAGGCACUUUACCAAGCACUUGCUGAGGAUUUCUACAGCAAAUACCUGAAAAACAGCCAGCACGUGUUUGUGUACCUGGAGAUAGCCAUUGAGGAACAGACCGUCGGGAGGCUGCUCUUUGAGCUCUUUUCGGAUGCAUGUCCCAGGACCUGUGAGAAUUUCCGUGCCCUGUGCGUCGGAGGAGCAAAGUCUCUCCGCGAUGGCCGAGAGCUCACCUACAAAAACUCCCUUUUUCAUCGCCUCGUGAAAAACGGGUGGAUCCAAGGAGGAGACAUCAUAACUGGAAACGGAGAUGAAGGAGAGUCAAUUUAUGGUCCCACCUUUGAAGAUGAAAGCUUCUCCGUCCGUCACAAGGGAAGAGGGGUCCUUGGGAUGGCCAACAAGGGCCGGCACAGCAACGCCUCGCAGUUCUACAUCACCCUCCAGCCAACUCCAUACCUGGACAAAAAAUACGUGGCUUUCGGACAACUGAUUGAGGGCACGGAGGUCCUCCAGAGACUGGAAGCCGUACCUACGUACAACGAAAGGCCUGCGGUACCCUGCAAGAUCAUUGACUGUGGGACCUUCGAGCCGUGAUCGCCAGCUGGGUCUCCUGCCUGCUGCAAGUUCUGUGCCAAAGAUGAAAAUAUGGUGUUGGAUUUUCUUCAUAAAAGAAUAAUUUCCUGACAAAUUACUUUUCAUAAGUAAUCGAGACUAUUGCUAUGAAAGGAUAUGGCUUCAAAACUCAGUAUUGGGGCAGAGGUUAGUGGCUCGUAUUUCUUGCAAGGAUUUUAAAUUGUACUCAGAUGUUUAAAGAUAAAAGUCAGAAAAGUAAUUUUAGUUCUGCAGGGUAUAGAGGACAAUGCUAAAAAGCAAUUAAUUGAUUUUUUUAUUUGCUGUUGGCUUGGUCACCCACGGCAGGUCUGCUCUGUGGCAUAGCUGCACCCCAAUGUCCCCAGUGUCCCCCACAAAGGACCAAGCUAUAGCACAGCGUGUGCUUUGAGUCCAGAUGACCUGAUCCCAGCAGCUGUGAGAGCCCAGAAACUCUCACCGCUUUGGCAACGGGCAGCGCUCAGGAUCCCUCAGGGCAGACAAACGCCUGGUCACCUCAAGUACCCAAAAGCUCAUCCAUCCCAUGCCCAAAGCUCACAUGUGUGACAUCCAGGGCUCAGAGGCUCAGGAUCUAGGAUUGCCACACAGGGUGAGCGGGCUGGGGACAACCGGCUGAAGUUACACCACAUGGAAAACGUUAUAACGAGAAGAGGAGAGUACAACCAGGAAAUAUUUUGAAUUUCAGGCAUAAUGAUCCUUCGGGCAAGCCACAAUUACUGUCUUUGCAUUGGUCGCGGCAGGAUACUCUGCCAGAGAAAAUGUGGUAAAAUCUUUCAUCUGGUAUUAAAGAGGUCACCUAAAAGAAAGUGUCUUUCAAUCCUGGUUCCCCGGUGCCUGCAAGUUGGAUAUGCUUAAGGACCCCAAGGUGAUGAUCGAUGAAACAGGAAAGGAAGAAUCAUCUUAACCUCAAUCCAAAAUUACAUUUUGUGCCGUAUUUUCUGUUGUAACCUACAGUUCUGAUCAAAUCACCAGGAUCCCAUUGCAUCUUCUGAGGGAGCCAGACCCGAGAAGCAGUGUGAGCAAGCAUCCAGAGGAUGUGCAAGCCCAGAGGGAAGCCACGGGUUCUCCAAAAGUCCGGGAAAUUCAGGGGCAGACGGGGAGGUGAAGAUGUUCAUUGCCAAGCGCUGGUUUUGGAGAAGUUCUUUUCCCAGCAACCAUAUACAAAAACUCCCUUCUGUAAAGGGCAGAGGGCAGCAUCCUGCCUCCUGAGAAAACUCUUCUCUUUAGCAGAUUACACAGUGUUUUAUUUACGUAAUGUGUCACAUUAUGCAAAGGUAUGAAAUCCCCCCAAACCUCUUUGGAUGGUGUAUUUCCCUUGUUAAAACACCCACCAUGUAUUUACAUUUCACAUGUACUUCUCUUUUCGUGCAGGUGAAAUGACAAUUUGGAA
Calidris pugnax (ruff) is the source of this 2383-nucleotide messenger RNA. RefSeq names its product peptidylprolyl isomerase like 6 (gene PPIL6). Gene Ontology annotation, biological process: protein peptidyl-prolyl isomerization. Lineage: Eukaryota; Metazoa; Chordata; Aves; Charadriiformes; Scolopacidae. Bases 25 to 978 code for a protein of 317 amino acids. The transcript has 9 exons. Gene Ontology annotation, molecular function: peptidyl-prolyl cis-trans isomerase activity. The record is from RefSeq and is a predicted model, not a curated record.